AUGGAUCGCAACAUACAACAGCAGCGUAAAAAACGGCGUGACUCGAAACGCAAGUCUGGUACGAAGAGACAGAAACCUGGCGCGAGAUCGGACGAGUCACUCCAUACUAGCUACACUAACUUGCAACCACCGUAUUCCGCCGUCUGUCGCCAACGGUACCAUGCCAGUUUGGUCGAGUACGAAAAACAGUUCAAUCAGGAGCUGAAGAUGCUGGAACUUAUGCAAAACUCGGCCUACGAUUCGAUGCGCUUUCACAGACACUUUGCUAUAACCACACUCUGGCCACCGCUCCACACCCGCAAGGAAAUUGAGUUCGUUUUGGGGAAAUUCUUUCGUCACUCCGAGCGACAGACGCGCCGUCUGCAUGAAAUUAUGAAGGCUCCGGUGUACUGA
Anopheles cruzii is the source of this 393-nucleotide messenger RNA. RefSeq lists its product as uncharacterized. The record is from RefSeq and is a predicted model, not a curated record. The transcript has 3 exons. Bases 1 to 393 code for a protein of 130 amino acids. NCBI's taxonomy places the organism in Eukaryota, Metazoa, Arthropoda, Insecta, Diptera, Culicidae.